Messenger RNA from Quercus lobata, 481 nucleotides. RefSeq lists its product as uncharacterized. The record is from RefSeq and is a predicted model, not a curated record. NCBI's taxonomy places the organism in Eukaryota, Viridiplantae, Streptophyta, Magnoliopsida, Fagales, Fagaceae. The coding region runs from base 21 to 323 and encodes 100 amino acids. The transcript has 3 exons.
AAAACCUCUCUAAUGAUGUGAUGCUUGAAGGCAAUAUGCUUAGUAUGACUAUGGAUCUAAACGGCCCUCAAUAUUCUGGCAGAUUUAAUUUUACAAUACAGUUUCCUCAUUACAAAGAAGUUCUUCACAAACCAGAUUUUGGAUGUAAGCAAUUUGGGAAACCUGUUGUUUUUGACAUGGAUAUGACUAUGAGUGUUGGAGAUUUUGUAGCUGUGUCUUACCUACUUAAGGUGCCUGUGGAAGUGAUCAACCUCAAUGCAAUGAUAGUAAGCCCAACCGGUUGGGCAAAUGCUGCAACGAUUACUUCAUAUGAUGGGCCAUGAUGACAUUCCGGUUGGUCUUGGAGACGUUUUUGCAAUGAACUAAUCUGAUCCAAUCUUCUCAGCUGUUGGAGACUGCAGAUACAUUAAUGUCAUCCCACAUGGUAGUGGUGGAUUUACCGAGUCAGACACUCUCCAUGGUUUGGCACGAGAUUUUUCAA